Molecule: messenger RNA, 1810 nt
Organism: Microplitis mediator
Lineage: Eukaryota; Metazoa; Arthropoda; Insecta; Hymenoptera; Braconidae
Product: bone morphogenetic protein 1-like
Exons: 5
Coding region: 29-1525 (498 amino acids)
Biological process (GO): proteolysis
Molecular function (GO): zinc ion binding; metalloendopeptidase activity
Source: RefSeq, a predicted model, not a curated record
ACGAGUUCUUUGUUCGGUAACACCAACGAUGAGAUUAAUAUUACACGCAUUUAUUGUUAUUAAAGUACUGAAUGUUUUGAUAAUAACGAUAAAUUCAUAUGUUAUAUCACCCCACGGAGACCUAAUAAAUAGAGAGCUCGAGCCGAUAAAUUAUUUUGAAUCGGGACAACCGAUUGAUACAACCCGAAGAUCAGUGGCUGUCAAUGAGAAACGAUUCCUGUGGGAAGGCGGAAUUAUUCCGUAUGAAAUUGGAGACACAUUCAAUGGAGCACAACGCAAAUUAUUUAAGAGAGCAAUGAGACACUGGGAACAAUCGACUUGCAUAAAAUUUGUUGAAAGAAUUAAAGAAGCUCGUGGUAAUUAUUUACUGUUCACUAAAUUAAGCUGUGGAUGCUGUUCAUUGGUCGGCAAACGAGGCAAAGGAGGCAAUCCGAUUAGUAUAGAUGAUGGAUGUGAUAAAUUUGGAACAGUUCUUCACGAACUGGGUCAUGCAAUAGGUUUUUUUCAUGAACAUAACCGUCCAGAUCGAGAUGAUUAUAUUGAAAUAUAUUAUGCUGUCAUAGAAAUAGGUGAUGAACACAAUUUUAAAAAAUUGAACGCGAGGACUGUAGAUACUUUGAAGCAGCCUUAUGAUUAUCUUUCAAUAAUGCAUUACCCACCAGUUGGCGUAACAAACGACGGAAAUAUCCAUGUCAUUGUACCAAAAAAACAAGUUAAUGGGCGAACACCGGAAAUUGGUCAAAGAAAAGGAAUCAGUCGAGGUGAUAUUGCUGCAACAAAUUUACUGUACAAUUGUCCAAGAUGUGGAGGUACAUUAUUAGAAGCUAAGGGCAUUUUCAGGCCACCAUCGAAACUAAAUGGUUCGGAGGUAGAUUUUGACAAUUGUCAGUGGACAAUCAGGGCUGCUCAAGGCGAAAGAAUUAAACUCCUCAUCAUACUAUUGGAUAUUCGCAAGAGUCCUAAUUGCUCAACUGAUUAUUUGGAAAUUCGGAAUGGCUACCAGACUGAUAGUACUGUCUUAGGUCGCUACUGUGGAGAUGUUGGAUCGGCCACUAUGAUUGCGAGUAAUUUUGUAACCGUUGAAUUCAUGAGAUCUCCAUUUGAAAACCAUCGUCCGGGCUUUAUUUUGGAAUACGAGGCUAUUUGCGGCGGUGAUAUUUAUUUAGAAAGUAAUGAUACUUAUUAUUUAGAAUCACCAAAUUAUCCAGAGUCAUACGAACCGAAUAAACUGUGCCAUUGGAACAUCGAGGCUCCUCACAAACAUUAUGUCGUAAUCCAAUUAAAUUACUUUGAACUUGAAGAAAGUACUGGUUGUAAAAAUGAUUUUUUGGAAGUACGGAAGGGUAGACGUGAGAAUGCACCAAUUUUCGGAAGUUUCUGCGGUAAAAAAGACCGUUUCGACAUCGCUGCUAUGAUGGAUAGAAUUGUUCUGAGGUUUGUUACCAACGAAUCGAAAGAAGCGGGAGGUUUUUCUGCCACUUUUUCUGCGAAACCAAUCAAGAAUAAUGAUCAGCCACAUAAAUAGUUUAUACGCUUUGAAAAAUUUGCGGGGUUAAUUUAGAAUGUACGCGGAAUGGAUGCGAUUUUUUUAAAUUUUUAUUCAUCUAAGUCUCUUGGAAUGAAUUAAGCUCUGUAGGGAAGGUUCGGGAAAUCUUAAUGAUAACAAAAAUUACUAGUUUGUCAAUAAAGUUUAUUGUUAUCUUUACUGUUCAAUGUAUUUAUAUUUCAUUUAUCAAAAAUCAAUCAUUUUAUUAUUAUAAAACUAUUGUCAAAUAUAACUCGUUAAGAGGAUAAUAAAAAUUUCUAUUAA